AUGAGGCUGGUCCUGCUCCUCGCUGCGCUGCUGCUCGCCCGCGGCGCCGUCCGGAUCCCACUGAGGAGGACAAAGUCCCUGAGGCACAGGCUGGAGGAGCAGGGCUUGCUGGAGGCCUUCCCGAACAUGUUGCCUUCCCGCGUGGGAUCCAAGUUCUUCUCCGGCCUAACGAGUGGUGUCACCACAGAGCCCCUGGAGAACAUCAUGGAUGCUGAGUACGUCGGCGCCAUCUCCAUCGGCACGCCACCCCAGCAGUUCCUCGUGCUCUUCGACACCGGCUCCUCCGACCUGUGGGUGCCCUCGGUGGACUGCUCCAGCCCGGCCUGCGUCAGACAUGAACGCUUCGACCACAGGCUGUCCGCCACCCACCGGGCCACCAGCCAACCCAUCUCCAUCCAGUACGGCACUGGCAGCGUGGCCGGGGUCUUGGCCUACGACACCGUACGCGUUGGAAACAUCCAGGUCAGCAACCAGGCCAUUGGCCUCAGCAAGAAGGAGCCUGGCUCCUUUCUGACCCACCACACCUUUGAUGGCAUCCUGGGGCUGGCCUUCCCCAGCAUCGCCUCUUCUGGGGCCGUCCCCAUCUUUGACAACAUGAUGAGCCAGGGCCUGGUGGACAAGGACCUCUUCUCCAUCUACCUCAGCUCCGAGAGCAGGACGGGCAGUUUCGUGAUGCUCGGAGGCGUGGAUUCCUCCUGCUUCUCUGGCAGGCUCCGCUGGAUCCCUCUCUCUGCCGAAACGUACUGGCAAAUUGCUGUGGACCGCAUCACCAUACGCGGCCAGGUCGUCGCGUGCCCGAGGGGCUGCCAAGCCGUGGUUGACAGCGGCACCAUGCUGCUGGCUGGACCCCUCCGAGACAUCACCGCCAUCCAGCGCCACAUCGGGGCCUCCGAGUACACCAGCGGCCAGUACAAGAUCAGCUGCAGAGCCAAGAAGAGCUUGCCUGAUGUUGUCUUUGUCAUCGGGGGAACCAAGUUCCCCGUGCCUGCCAAGACUUACAUCCAGCAGAUUCACCUCGGCUAUUGCAAGAGCGGUUUUGAGAGCAUCGCCAUCCCUACGGAGCUCUGGAUCCUGGGUGAGGUUUUCCUCCGCCAGUACUACAGUGUUUUUGACAGAGCCCACCGCCGGGUGGGCUUAGCCCCAGCAGUGCAGCAGUGCUGA
Messenger RNA from Cygnus atratus (black swan), 1161 nucleotides. RefSeq names its product pepsin A-like. Bases 1 to 1161 code for a protein of 386 amino acids. Lineage: Eukaryota; Metazoa; Chordata; Aves; Anseriformes; Anatidae. Gene Ontology annotation, molecular function: aspartic-type endopeptidase activity. Gene Ontology annotation, biological process: proteolysis. The record is from RefSeq and is a predicted model, not a curated record. The transcript has 9 exons.